UGCCAACACUAGUUAACAAGAAAGAUGCUGGCAAAUGAAGACCUAAUAUGUUUAUAAAAUGUUAUUUUUAGAUACUUGGUCUAUAUGGCUUAUAAAGAGUUUCAUCUACAAUUUUAACUGAGAGUUUCCUUUAUUUCACACUUGUACACUUUCGUAAUCGAAACAUUUCUCAUACCAGUGGCAUGUGCAGCAUCUGACAUCAAUAUGACAGACUUGUAGGGUUUAUAAAAAAGCGACCAAUUUAAUAGUUUACAGGAACGAAAAUCAUUAGAAAUGGAAAACGACUGGAAAACGAAGUUGGUUAACCUAUUUAAAGAGAAUGCUGACUCUUCGGGACUUGUUCAUCCUGAAUACAUGCAACUAGCAACAUUACCAUCUGAAGGGGACAAAUAUCCUCGCAAUCGUACUGUAGCGAUUCGUGGAUUCGUGGGUUCAGGCUGGCAGCCUAGUAAGGAUGAUCCUUUAGACACAGAUUUGCUUGUGUUUUCUACGGACUUGAAAUCACAGAAAGCAACGGACAUUUCCCUUCGUCAAGCAAAGUCAACGCCGACUGGUCCCAUGCAUAAUACAUUUGAGCUUUGUAGUUGGCUUCCUAAAACCAUGCAGCAAGUUCGUCUCUGGGGCCAAGUAUGGCUCUACACUCCUGAUCUCGCAGAGAAGAAUGAGUUUCCAAAGGAAGACCUAUUACACACACAUUUAGCUCGCAGCAACAAACGUAUUCCUCAAGAAUGGUCUUGGGAGGAAGAACGUCGACGCAUUUGGGAAAACCACAGUCCUAACAUGCGUACUUCUUUUGCUAACCCCGUGACAUAUAGCGAGUAUGAAGGGGAAGUUCCUCUCAUCCCGCUUCCUGCAACGCUUACUGGUAGAGAAGAUGCUAAACUUGUUAAUCGCUGGGAAACUGCCUGGAAUCGGUUUGCACUGGUCAUCUGCGAUGUUCACGGUGUCGAAUUUCUGGACUUAAAUCCUCCUCCCGGAAAGCGUGUGAUUUAUGAGAAACACCUGGAAUCAGGACAAUGGUCUGGCGAACGAGUUAGCGUUUAAAACCAUCCUGUCGUGCUGCCAUCCUUCUGAAACUGUACAUAUGAACCUGCAAACAAUGUUCCCUUUUUAGUAUCCUGUUAGAGAGAUACUUUCAUGCUAUCUUGCAAAGAAUACAUGAACGAAGCUUCCAAUUCUAAUUCAUUUAUUUAAUGAUCUCUCUAUAAUCUGACGUGUAUGUACUAUAUACUUUUCCCAGUUUAUGAAAUUUCAUAUAUCGGUUAAGUUUGACAUAUACGAUUUAAAUGUUUUUAUUCUAUUUUUUCUCGCA
Schizosaccharomyces cryophilus OY26 is the source of this 1312-nucleotide messenger RNA. RefSeq lists its product as uncharacterized. The transcript has a single exon. The coding region runs from base 274 to 1044 and encodes 256 amino acids. NCBI's taxonomy places the organism in Eukaryota, Fungi, Ascomycota, Schizosaccharomycetes, Schizosaccharomycetales, Schizosaccharomycetaceae. Gene Ontology annotation, molecular function: FMN binding. The record is from RefSeq and is a predicted model, not a curated record.